Molecule: messenger RNA, 1250 nt
Organism: Pogoniulus pusillus (Red-fronted tinkerbird)
Lineage: Eukaryota; Metazoa; Chordata; Aves; Piciformes; Lybiidae
Gene: MTHFS
Product: methenyltetrahydrofolate synthetase
Exons: 3
Coding region: 1-630 (209 amino acids)
Biological process (GO): folic acid-containing compound biosynthetic process; tetrahydrofolate interconversion
Cellular component (GO): mitochondrion
Molecular function (GO): 5-formyltetrahydrofolate cyclo-ligase activity
Source: RefSeq, a predicted model, not a curated record
AUGGAGCCGCCGGGGAAGGGCGAGGAGAUGGCGGCGGCGCUGCGGGCGGCCAAGCGGGCGCUGCGGGCCGAGCUGCGGCAGCGGCUGCGGGCGCUGGGCGCGGCGGAGAGGCAGCGCCAGUCCCGCCUGCUGACUCGCAAGGUGCUUGGCCAUCCCAAGUACAAAGAGUCCAAGAGAAUUGCAAUCUUCCUGAGCAUGCCAGAUGAAAUCCAGACUGAAGAAAUCAUCCAGGACAUUUUUAAGCAAAGGAAGGAGUGCUUUAUCCCACGCUACAAGCCCCAGAGCAACCACAUGGACAUGCUGAAGCUGCUGUCAGCUGAGGACAUCUCUUCCCUUGCUCUGACAUCCUGGAAUAUUCUUCAGCCUGGUGAUGAUGACACUGCAAGAGAGGAGGCUCUUGCUGCUGGAGGUCUUGACCUGAUCUUCAUGCCAGGCCUUGGGUUUGACAGAAAAGGCAACAGGCUGGGAAGAGGGAAAGGAUAUUAUGAUACCUACCUUGAAAGAUGCAUGAAACACCCCAGGGGGAAGCCUUACACCAUUGCCUUGGCCUUUAGGGAGCAGAUUUGUGACUCAGUGCCUGUGACAGAAAACGAUGUCCAAGUAGACGAAAUCCUUUAUGAAGACUGCUGAAAGUAUCAUGAAGGGAGGGACCUGCCAAAGAUCCAUCCUGAGCAGAGGGACCUGCCAAAGAUCCACCCUGAGCAGAGAGUCCUGCCAAAGAUCCUUCACUCAUGGCUCUUUAAUAGUCAGUUAGGGCUUUGGGAGCAGUGAACUCUGCUGCUUAUGUGAACAAAAAUCCCCAACCCAUGUAGAUGUGCUAAUAGUAGUGAGGAUUGCAUUGAUUUGCUUCUAAUGCCUGGUGUAAAUUCUUACUCUACAAUCACUAGGAGCAAGAAUGUGAGGCUGUUUGGUAUGCUCAGGACCAUUUCUUCUCAUCAUGCUUUUGAGGAACAAGCCACUUCACAGUUAUUACUCUGGUUCCAAAAUUUAACUGUCUGCUGCUGGUAGUUCUGGGUCCAUUCUGGAAUCAGGUACUGGUGGUGGUGAAAGUUCUCAGUACUUGCUCUGUCCAUCUAUGAGCACAAGAAGAAGGUGCUAGGUAAAUCUUGCAGUGAACUAGGCAAAAAAUGGUGAUUGGGAAAACCCUGAACUGAUUUUAAGUGUGUACAGUAAUUGUGACUGUCUGCUUGGCACCUUGAAGAUGUCUUAGCACAAGAAGUGUGCCUCUGAAUUAAAAAUGUUCACAUCCA